CACCUCUUCCUUAAAAGUUGAAUCAUCUUUCCUCAACUCCGCGGCGUAGAUCCGAGGAGUUUGAGAAAGCGCCUCAUUUCAUCCAAUCGCUCCGCUCGAGCUCUCUUCAACCACUCCGUUCAGCUUUCCGAUUUUCGUCGAUCAUCGUCAACAGUCAUGGCAGGGGUUGCACCAGAGGGAUCACAAUAUGAUGCUCGUCAAUAUGAUGCCAAAAUGAAUGAACUGCUUUCGGCUGAUGGACAGGAUUUCUUUACUUCAUUCGAUGAGGUUUAUGAUACUUUUGAUUCUAUGGGUUUGCAGGAGAACCUUCUGAGGGGCAUUUAUGCAUACGGUUUUGAAAAACCCUCUGCAAUUCAGCAAAGGGGGAUUGUUCCCUUCUGCCGGGGACUUGAUGUGAUUCAACAGGCCCAAUCUGGAACAGGGAAGACAGCAACAUUUUGUUCUGGAAUUCUACAACAGCUUGAUUAUAAUUUGCUGGAAUGCCAGGCUUUGGUUCUGGCACCAACUAGGGAGCUUGCUCAACAGAUUGAGAAAGUUAUGCGAGCACUUGGAGACUAUCUUGGGGUUAAGGUACAUGCAUGUGUUGGUGGAACUAGUGUUCGUGAAGAUCAACGCAUUUUGUCAAGUGGGGUCCAUGUGGUUGUGGGCACUCCUGGCCGUGUAUUUGACAUGCUGCGAAGGCAGUCACUUCGCCCUGAUCACAUCAAGAUGUUUGUAUUAGAUGAGGCAGACGAAAUGCUGUCGCGAGGUUUCAAAGAUCAGAUCUAUGAUAUUUUCCAGCUCUUGCCAGCAAAAGUGCAAGUUGGAGUCUUUUCUGCAACAAUGCCACCUGAGGCCCUUGAGAUUACCAGGAAGUUUAUGAAUAAACCUGUGAGGAUUCUUGUGAAGCGUGAUGAGCUCACAUUGGAGGGUAUAAAGCAGUUUUAUGUCAAUAUUGAAAAGGAAGAGUGGAAGCUUGAGACACUCUGUGAUCUUUAUGAGACUUUGGCCAUUACUCAAAGUGUCAUUUUUGUGAACACCCGUCGCAAGGUUGACUGGCUAACUGAUAAAAUGCGGAGCCGAGACCACACAGUUUCUGCCACUCAUGGAGAUAUGGACCAGAAUACAAGAGACAUAAUCAUGCGCGAAUUUCGCUCUGGGUCAUCACGUGUUCUCAUCACCACCGAUCUUCUUGCUCGUGGUAUUGAUGUCCAACAGGUCUCUCUUGUAAUAAACUAUGAUCUCCCUACACAACCUGAGAACUACCUUCAUCGUAUUGGACGUAGUGGACGAUUUGGGAGGAAGGGAGUUGCUAUCAACUUUGUGACGAGGGAUGAUGAAAGGAUGCUUUAUGACAUCCAGAAGUUUUAUAAUGUGGUUAUUGAGGAGCUGCCAGCAAAUGUUGCCGAUCUCCUCUAACAAGAUUUUGACCGCAAUGAUGAUUAGAGAAAAUGGUAUGCUGUUUGAUAUGUAUUAUAUGUUGUGCUAUCUUUCUUAGCAUGGUAUCUUGAUUUAAGAUGUUUGAUUGUUAGACAGUCAGGUGAUACAAGUACUAGCAUCUUGGAAUCCAGAAUUCAUCUUAAAUAUUGUGUGGUGGGCUUUUGAUUGAAAAUUUUCU
This is a messenger RNA of Rubroshorea leprosula, 1597 nucleotides long. NCBI's taxonomy places the organism in Eukaryota, Viridiplantae, Streptophyta, Magnoliopsida, Malvales, Dipterocarpaceae. The record is from the annotation of a GenBank genome assembly.